This is a messenger RNA of Neltuma alba, 1308 nucleotides long. RefSeq lists its product as uncharacterized. NCBI's taxonomy places the organism in Eukaryota, Viridiplantae, Streptophyta, Magnoliopsida, Fabales, Fabaceae. The record is from RefSeq and is a predicted model, not a curated record. Bases 86 to 727 code for a protein of 213 amino acids. The transcript is spliced from 4 exons.
CUGCAUACCACGACGCCCUCUUUAUUAAUUAAUUCUACAAAGAUACAAAAUCCAUCGUCUCUCGCCGGGGAGCGAAUCGGAGAAAAUGGGGGAUUUGAGGAAAAUAGCAGUGGUGGUGGAAGACGUGGAAGCAGCUAGAAUUGCUCUUCGAUGGGCUCUUCAUAACAUCGUUCGCUGCGGUGAUAUCGUCACCCUGCUCCAUGUCUACCCUCCCACAAGAUCCAGAAGCAAGAACAAAGCUCGUCUUCUUCGUCUCAAGGGCUUCCAGUUGGCCCUCUCCUUCCAACACAUCUGCGAUACCUUCCCCAGUACAAAGGUUGAGAUUAUUGUCACCGAAGGGGACCAAGAAGGGAUCAAGAUCGCCAAAACCGUGCGAGAGAUUCAAGCUUCCAUGCUUGUCGUUGGGCUUCAUGAUCGCAGUUUUCUUUACAAGUUGGCAAUGGCCCAUAGUAGUAUUGCCAGCAACUUCAGCUGCAGAGUACUUGCCAUCAGGCAACCUCCUGCGUCCCCAUUAAGGCCCACGGUUUCUGCAGCAGCGGUGUUAGACAGCUCAACCAACUUGGACUUUUCUCAAAUCCAUCUUGCUGCAUUACAGCAGCCAUUGGGCCUAAAUUCCUGCUCCUUCUGCAAAUCAUUUCUACCCAACAAAAUUUCAAUUUCUUGGGGAGCAUUUGAUACUCAAACGCUAGUGCGGAUGAUGCUUAUGCUGUGUGUCCUGGAGUUUUAAUUCUACUGUGAGAAAAGAGAGUUGGGGGGUUGGGGCAGAGAAUAGUUGUGAUACAACGGAAUUCCUUCUUCAGAUGAUGAUGUGAGGUCAACAUUCAUAUGAAUGUGCAUUUGAAAUAAAUUUGUUUUUGCGGUUUCGAUGAGAAGAUUUCUCCUUAUGGAAUUCGAGUUACAGAUGAAGCAAUUUAGGGGCAUAAUAAGAGAUUUGUUGGCGCAUAAGCCUCUAACAGAGCAGUUUUAGAGCUGAAUUGCAGGGUACCAGAAACCUCUCCAACAAAAAUUCCGUACCGAAUCUGCCCCGACCCAUCUGCAAUUUUUUGGAGAUCAAGGAGAAGGUGAGACGCCCUGCCGGGGAAGCUACCCAGAUGACUCAAUCUCUUUCCUUCAGAUUCUUUUUCUUUUCUGACUGAAUGUCCCGGAUGGCCAUUUUUUGUUUGGGAAAAUUACUGACUGGUUUCUCAUAAGAGAUGUAUCUACACUGAAGUCUCAAUGAAAUGCUAAUCUUACCCUCCAGUCUCUUGAGUCUUUUGGUGUAAAUAAAUUUCAUACUCAGUUAUCAAAAUACCUGUAUUUUUUUCCUUG